AUGUCUUUUAUAAAAGUAGAUGCAGCGUCUGAUUUUUCUUUCCACAACCUACCAUAUGGCGUAUUCUCCACUAUGGACAAUCCCAAACGGCGCAUUGGGGUUGCCAUUGGAGACCAGAUACUGGACCUGAGUGUGAUACUCUCACUAUUUCAAGGACCCGUGAUGUCCAAAAAUCAAGAUGUUUUUCAACAGCCUACAUUAAAUGCUUUCAUGGCUCUGGGAAAUGAAGCAUGGAAGGAGACAAGGCGUACUUUGCAAAUUUUGCUCUCGGCCAAUGAGAGCACUCUAAGAGAUGACUGCACUCUACGCAGUAGAGCUUUUGUCCUUCAGAGUGCAGCCAUAAUGCAUCUUCCUGCGGAUAUCGGUGAUUACACUGACUUCUACUCAUCGAGGGAUCAUGCAACUAAUGUUGGCACCAUGUUUCGUGGAAAGGAAAAUGCCCUAAUGCCAAACUGGUUGAGGCUUCCCGUUGGAUAUCAUGGUCGGGCUUCAUCAGUGGUUGUUUCGGGAACCCCCAUUCGUCGGCCCUCAGGGCAGAUGAGACCUGAUCAGACUAAACCUCCCGUUUUUGGCCCAUCACAGCAGUUGGACAUUGAGUUGGAGAUGGCGUUCUUUGUUGGAGGGGGUAAUUUGCUUGGAGAGCCAAUAUCCAUCAUGAAAGCCCAUGAACACAUCUUUGGAAUGGUACUCAUGAAUGACUGGAGCGCUCGGGACAUUCAAUCUUGGGAGUAUGUUCCUUUGGGUCCAUUCCUUGGCAAGAACUUCGGAACAACAAUCUCACCUUGGGUGGUGCCCAUGGAGGCCUUGUUACCAUUUGCAGAGCCCAAUCCCGUUCAGGAUCCACAGCCCCUCCCCUACCUCCGACAUGUGGAUCCCUACACUUUUGACAUUAAUCUAUUUGUAUCACUGAAAGGACGGCUUAUGAAAGAAUCUACAAUCAUCUGCAAAUCAAAUUUCAAAUACAUGUACUGGACAAUGAAACAGCAGCUUGCUCAUCACACAAUCAAUGGCUGCAACGUCAGACCUGGAGACCUGCUGGCAUCUGGUACUAUUAGUGGACCUGAUCCAGAGAGCUUUGGCUCCAUGUUGGAGCUAUCAUGGAGGGGAUCCAAGAGCAUUGAUCUUGGUGGAGGAGAAACCAGAACAUUCCUCCGGGAUGGCGAUGAAGUCACUAUUACAGGUCAUUGCGUAAGAGAUGGUUACAGAGUGGGUUUUGGGUCCUGCACUGGGGUCAUCCUCCCUGCCCUGCAACACUGA
Molecule: messenger RNA, 1257 nt
Organism: Nerophis lumbriciformis (worm pipefish)
Lineage: Eukaryota; Metazoa; Chordata; Actinopteri; Syngnathiformes; Syngnathidae
Source: RefSeq, a predicted model, not a curated record